Molecule: messenger RNA, 3613 nt
Organism: Lates calcarifer (barramundi perch)
Lineage: Eukaryota; Metazoa; Chordata; Actinopteri; Centropomidae
Gene: jazf1a
Product: JAZF zinc finger 1a
Exons: 5
Coding region: 188-919 (243 amino acids)
Cellular component (GO): nucleus
Source: RefSeq, a predicted model, not a curated record
CCCCCACCGUCCCGCCUGCCUCCCAGCUGCGUCCGCCGCUGUCCUGUCUGUCCGCCCGGUGUCUGCUCCGCCGCUCGGCGCUCUGCCCCGCUCCCACCCCGGACCCGAAGCCUCUGCCUCCUCGUUCACCACCCCGGCUCCCCGAAACCCCCUCCCUCCACCCGGUGAAUGCACCAGCGCCGAAAACAUGACGGGCAUCGCCGCUGCUUCUUUCUUCUCUAAUUCCUGCAGGUUUGGGGGCUGCGGUCUCCAGUUCGAGUCUCUCGCCGAGCUCAUCGUCCACAUCGAGGACAAUCACAUCGACACAGAUCCGCGGGUUCUGGAGAAGCAGGAGCAACAGCAGCCCACUUAUCUGGCCCUAAGUUACAUAAACAGGUUCAUGACAGAUGCGGCGCGCCGGGAGCAGGAGACCAUGAAAAAGAAGGCCACACCCAAAUUGUCCCUGUCCAUCACAGGUGGAGUGUCCAGAAACAGUACGGCCACGCCUCCUCGCCACACCAGCGGUAACCUGACGCCUCCCGUCACGCCCCCCAUCACCCCUUCCUCCUCCUUCCGCAGCAGCACACCUACAGGCAGUGAGUAUGAUGAGGAGGAGGUAGACUACGAGGAGUCGGACAGCGAUGAGUCGUGGACCACAGAAAGCGCCAUCAGCUCUGAGUCCAUCCUCAGCUCCAUGUGCAUGAACGGGGGAGAGGAGAAGCCAUUCGCCUGUCCCGUCCCUGGCUGCAAGAAGAGAUACAAGAAUGUGAAUGGUAUCAAGUACCACGCCAAGAAUGGCCACCGCACACAGAUCCGUGUGAGAAAACCCUUCAAGUGUCGCUGUGGCAAGAGCUACAAGACCUCGCAGGGCCUGAGACACCACACCAUCAACUUCCACCCACCUGUCUCCACCGAGAUCUUGCGCAAGAUUCAGGGCUAGAGCCGGUGGUCACACCAAUCAGCUACCCCAAACAUAGCCCUGUUCUACCCUGACUUUCCUUACCCGACCCUUUUAUACCCAUCCCACACACUAAAGGAUCAAGUGCAUGCUUUAAGUUGUUUUAAUUUUUUUUUUCAUCUUUUUGUUGUUGUGUUACAUUAUUUUUUCUAUCCAUGUUACAUCACUUGUAUUUUUUGGAAAAAAAAGUAUCUUUGUAGUAUUUUUAUUGUUGUACAUUUGCACAUUCGUAUAUGCUAUCACGUUAUUUUUUCUAUUGUUUGACUUACAUAAGGUGCUAACUGUAAAAAACAACAGAAAGAAAAGACAAAAAAACAAAUUAAAGAAGGAGGAGGAAACAGGAAAAGGAGAUGUGAAACAGGAAGUGCAACCAAGCCCUGCCCCUUUUUUGAAGUUGAUUUUUAGUGCUGAUCUGAGCUCAGUCUUCCUUACACUCCCUCUCUGAAAUACAGAGAGUUUGCUGAGCUUAUAUCUGUGCUUUCACAAUAACUUCUGGGGGUUUAAGUGUGAGAGUUAAGUUAUACUUUAAAUAGAUAUAUUGAUAUAUAAACAAUAGACAGAUAUGUAUGUGUACAUAAAAAUAUAUAAAAGUAUUCAUGAGCAUAUACAUAAAUAGUUACACUUUAUUUUCAAGCUUUAUUUUAUAUAUUUUUGUCAGUGUUUUAGAUUGUGUUUUUUUUCUAUGUAUCAGUAAGUGUUCUUUUCAUUCCUUAUUUGCUGAGACGGCCAGUUUUGUCACCUCAGAGGGCCAGAGCUCAAACAGCUGGCUGACCUUAGGUUCAGAGAGUCGGAUUUUCUCUCACACAUCCUAGAGAUUAGGAGCUAAUAUGCCUUUCAGUUUGACGCACGCAAUGUUUUACUGUUGAUCAGAAAGAGAAACGUAUGCCAACAAAGGCCAGGCCAAUAAUUCUCACCUUAAACAUUUCAUGCCCAACAGAAAGCCAUCCAUGUAUUUCAUAUUUCCAGUGUUUCCUCACUCAGAGUGCCAGAGCUGUGUUCCAGAGAUUUAGCCGUGAAAGCAGGUUAAGCAUCAUACCGUAUUCCAGUUGCCAAGUUCUUUGUUGUUUUGUUUUUCCAUGAUCGUUGCCAACAGCUCUCCACUGCCAAACAUUGACCAUACCAUGUGCCUGAUGGGGGAGGGUGGGGGGAGGGAGGGACUUGUAAUGGUUUCAACCAGGAGGUCGCCAAACGUGUGGCAACAGUUUUCUUGUUCAUCGCGCCUCCAAAAUGUUCGGAUGAUUGGAUGUACGUCGACAGAAUGUCCUCACGCAUGCUUUCUGUGUUGAAACAAUGUGUGAAAGAAGAGGGUGGAUUUGUAAUUGAAAGAGAUUACCACCUACAAAACCAUUUGUGUGUGUUGUAAACAACAGCAUUCCAGUUCAUUGUACAUGUGGAUGUGUGUGAUGGGUUCGAGUGCCGUGUGUGUGUGUGUGUGUGUGUUUUUUUCUCAGCAGUAUCCAAGUCAUCAGCCUGUAGAGUGUUAGUGCAUUCAGUGUGUUUUCGGUGCCAGGCCGCCGGGUUCAACUCCUGUGGAGCAGGAAUGGUUGGCUGCCUGGUGGGUGCUGCGUCGUGUAGUGUUGUUUCCCCUGAUUGGGAUUUCAUCAUUCAUUGCCUCUAGAAAAACAACAGUGGUGCAGUGUGAGCGCAGCCGCGUGCCAAGACACAUUCAUUCAUGACAUCAUCUUAUUCAUCAUGCACAAAGUUACGAGCAGAAGGCUCAGAGCAUGAGCGUUUUUUGUUUUUUUUCAUUUGAUGGGUACAGUGAUCUCUGACAUGCACACACCCUCCUGUCCUCUAAACUGCUAUUGCCAUGGCAAACCACUGGGUUUGCAUGGCAAACCCUUUUUUUUAACUGACUUUUGUGAACACUUAAUUUUUUAAUUGUCCUCACAAAGCAGAUACCAGAAAAUGACAUUAAAGAAACAGGUGUCCCAUAAAUGAUUUAACUCCAUCAUUUCCUGUUCAAUAUCCUUUUCUGAUUAUAGUAAUCACCUGUGCUUACAAUGCCUUUAGGUAGUGUGCUACCUAACAAACAAGCACAAAUGUUGGCUGAGAGACACCCAUGUCUAUUCUGAAGCAACAAGUGAACCAAGAUCUGUAAAAUCUUGGUAUCAGUUUCAAAGUACAUCUGAGGGCUUGCUAUCCUGAAAGUAACCCUGAGAUAAUGGUUUCGUGCGUGAUAGAAAUGCUUCAUUCCUGAGUGUCGGCGUCUGUGGCCAGGAUCAGAGCAGAGACAGGCCGAGAUGGACGGAGAGCAAGAGUCUCCCAUCCGAGGCUCUGUCAAACACUCGUAAAACCAUCACCCGCUUCACAGACACCACCGUCGCCAUGGCAAUAGUUCCAAGCUUUACAUAUGGGCCAAUCACAGUAUUACACAUAUGGGAAAAGGAGGAGCGGAGGCUGUGUGCAGAAGGAGGGGAUGAGGGAGGAAUUUCAGUAUACCGUGUACAGUGAAUGUAUUGUGACGUGUGUCUGUCGUCAAGUGCUUUUAAAUUAUAUUUUCGUAUGUAACGUGGAGACCACUGUUUCCUUUUUCUAUGGGGGGACAACAGGUUGUGAGCAGAGUGACUUGUAAAUGAUGUCAAACAGUCUUUCUAUAUAAAAGAGAAGCUGCUUAAAUGUAAACAGGAAAUGACCGAAAAAACAGCAAAAUAAAGUAAAAACCUCUGUAGCUCA